AUGUCGGACUGGAAGAACGACCUUAAUUUGCCCGCAAGGGAUCUCCGUCCGCAGACCGACGACGUGCUCAACACGAAAGGUAAUACCUUUGAGUCUUUCCAGCUUAAAAGAGAACUCUUGAUGGGUAUUUUUGAAGCCGGUUUUGAGAAGCCUUCGCCAAUUCAGGAAGAAUCGAUUCCGGUUGCGCUGAUGGGAAGAGACAUUUUGGCCAGAGCCAAGAACGGAACUGGAAAGACGGCGUCUUUUGUGAUUCCAGUGUUGGAAAAGUUGAAGCCCAAGGUGAACAAGAUUCAGGCAUUGAUAUUGGUUCCUACAAGAGAGCUGGCAUUGCAGACAUCCCAGGUUGUAAAGACACUGGGUGCACAUCUCGGUUUGCAGGUCAUGGUGACCACUGGAGGUACCAGUUUGCGUGACGAUAUUCUCCGUCUGAAUGAGCCUGUUCACAUUUUAGUGGGAACCCCUGGUAGGGUUCUUGAUCUUGCAAGUAGACAGCUUGCAAAUUUGGGUGAGUGCAGCAUGUUCGUGAUGGACGAGGCCGAUAAGAUGCUGAGUCGCGAGUUUCGCAGAAUCAUCGACCAGAUCCUCAAGUUUUUUCCACAGUCAUCUGGACCCGGUAAUGCAUACCAAUCGCUGCUUUUUUCAGCCACUUUCCCGCUGUCAGUAAAGUCUUUCAUGGACGAGCACCUCUACAAGCCCUACGAGAUCAACCUAAUGGAUGAGCUUACCCUUAAAGGUAUAACUCAAUACUAUGCUUUUGUCGAGGAAAAGCAGAAACUUCACUGUCUCAACACACUCUUCUCAAAACUUCAGAUCAAUCAAUCGAUCAUCUUCUGCAAUUCCACCAACAGAGUCGAGCUUUUGGCCAAGAAGAUCACGGAGCUGGAUUACUCGUGCUACUACUCGCACGCAAAGAUGCCACAGGCUUCCAGAAACAAAGUUUUCCAUGAGUUCCGCCAGGGUAAAGUCCGCAACUUAGUGUGUUCCGAUCUGCUCACGAGAGGUAUCGAUAUCCAGGCCGUAAACGUGGUUAUCAACUUUGAUUUCCCAAAAAACGCUGAGACUUAUCUUCAUCGUAUUGGUCGUUCGGGUAGAUUUGGCCACUUCGGUAUAGCAAUCAACUUGAUCAACUGGAGUGACAGAAUGAACCUUUACAAGAUCGAGAAGGAACUAGGCACCGAGAUCCAGCCCAUUCCAGCCGAGAUCGACAAGUCUUUGUACGUUGUGGGAGAGCCAAACUCCGUCCCAAGGCCAUUCAAGCUUGACCAUGUUCCAGAAGGAAACACCGUUGCUCCAAGACAGCAGAGAAGACCUCAGCACAAUGGAUACCAUGCCCAAAAUGGUGAGCAACCGGUUCAGCCCGUGCCAUCGCAGGUCCUGCCGGAAUACUGA
Messenger RNA from Kuraishia capsulata CBS 1993, 1389 nucleotides. RefSeq lists its product as uncharacterized. The coding region runs from base 1 to 1389 and encodes 462 amino acids. Gene Ontology annotation, molecular function: ATP binding; RNA helicase activity; mRNA binding. The transcript has a single exon. Gene Ontology annotation, cellular component: cytoplasmic stress granule; P-body. NCBI's taxonomy places the organism in Eukaryota, Fungi, Ascomycota, Pichiomycetes, Pichiales, Pichiaceae. Gene Ontology annotation, biological process: P-body assembly; cytoplasmic stress granule assembly. The record is from RefSeq and is a predicted model, not a curated record.